Messenger RNA from Mesitornis unicolor (brown roatelo), 555 nucleotides. Its product is annotated as serine/threonine-protein kinase 24. Gene Ontology annotation, biological process: protein phosphorylation. The annotation marks the transcript as partial. The transcript has 4 exons. Gene Ontology annotation, molecular function: ATP binding; protein kinase activity. Lineage: Eukaryota; Metazoa; Chordata; Aves; Mesitornithiformes; Mesitornithidae. The record is from RefSeq and is a predicted model, not a curated record.
ACUCUGAAGGCAGAUCCAGAAGAACUGUUUACAAAACUGGAGAAAAUUGGUAAGGGCUCUUUUGGUGAAGUUUUUAAAGGAAUUGACAAUCGGACUCAGAAAGUGGUUGCUAUAAAAAUUAUUGAUCUAGAAGAAGCAGAAGAUGAAAUAGAAGACAUCCAGCAAGAAAUCACAGUGCUGAGUCAGUGUGACAGUCCAUACGUAACUAAAUAUUAUGGAUCCUAUUUAAAGGAUACAAAAUUAUGGAUAAUAAUGGAAUAUCUGGGUGGAGGCUCUGCCCUUGAUCUAUUAGAACCUGGCUCACUUGAUGAAACUCAGAUUGCUACAAUAUUGAGGGAGAUACUCAAAGGACUCGAUUACUUGCAUUCAGAAAAGAAAAUCCACAGAGAUAUUAAGGCUGCUAAUGUAUUGCUGUCUGAACAAGGAGAAGUAAAACUAGCAGAUUUUGGAGUAGCAGGACAACUAACGGAUACACAGAUAAAGAGGAAUACCUUUGUGGGAACGCCAUUUUGGAUGGCUCCUGAAGUAAUAAAGCAAUCAGCAUAUGAUUCAAAG